ACCCACCUCCUUUCUGUGUUUUAUAAACUCAGCUUUUAACUGUUCUCUGGUUGAAUGGUUGAUUUGUUUUAAAUGUUAUCAACUUGGCCAAGUACGUAGUUGGUGUCAUGUUUUAUUGUUUGCUGGAGAACUAAGAUUUGGAUGUUGUAUUACUCUUCCUUUCUUACAUUCUCAACUGCCAAAUAUAUGAUGAUAGCUAUCUCUCUUCUUCCAUUUUGUUUUGUGGGAAGAAGAUAUGCUGUCUUCUAUUAUUGGUGACUACCCCACAUGAUAUAGUUCAUUCUGAAUUUUCACAUUUUCGUGUAAAAGACAAAUUGGGUUGCUUUGGUUACCAUGUUCUAAUUGAGUAGUGUUCAUAUUCAAAGUUCUCCCACGGGUAUGGUGGACUCGUUUACUAUGGGGCAUGACGUAAAGUCAGACGAACCAGGUUCAUGGAGUUUUUGAAGUAGAGACCGGGAGUAGAAUAUUCUAGUUAUAGACUGGCACUCCAUUUCAUUCUAUAUAUAGUGCACAUCAAUUUUCAUGAGAAUCCAGACGAUUCUUAACAUGCUAAACUUGUGUGUUGUGUAAUUUAGUGAAUUCAAUUAGAUUCCAUAUGGAUUUGAUGAUUUAAAAUCAAGGGAUUUGAAGAACAAUUUUUAGUAUAAAUUACUUGGUAUGAAUUUAACAAGACAUGAUAGAUUUGAACUUUGACGACUUUGUUCCAGGCAAAACACUUGUCAUAUGAAAUAACUUUUUACAAAUAGUCAUUUCCUAUCCACAUAUUAAUAAAUGUUUAGUCAUCAAUGAAUUUUAUCAAUACAAAAAUUUGAUCUUUAAUAGUGUGAGGAUAGGUUUUGUACCACUUUUUGUGUUCUACUUUAUGUUCCAUCAAUCACAACUUGUCAUUUGUUUAUUUUUUUUUCUAUAUGGCAAGUUAUGAUUGGUGAACAUAAAGUUGUACGAAGGAUUUGUAUUUGGCUGGGGAUUAGCUUGAAAUGAUCACUUGAGUUAAAAUUUCAUUAAGCAGGGAAACUAUCUAAUGGACCUUAUAUGUGUCCUUUGAACUUCAAUCUAUGGUUUCAACCUAUUAUAAUUUGGCUUUGUUUCUGGAUAAUCUCCUGCUCCUCUGCCCCUGAAUUCUGACAGGCUGACACGUACAGAUACACACAACUGCCUUUUGUUGUUUCUCUGCCAAAUGAAGUAUUACUGCCCUACUAGUCCAUCCCGAAAAACAAAAGUGAUAUUGUGGAUUACAUGGCUGUGGUUCCAAUAUGCUAUAAAAUGCCCUAUAAGGACCAAACUCAACCAAUUCAAAAUGUGAUUAGGCAUGGUGAGAGAGGAUUCUUGAGUGAGUGUAUUGCCUUUGCAAAUGUUACUAGGUGCUUUAUGUGCAGGAGAUGGCAUGGGUCUUAUCCUACUACUGAUAUCUUGACAAGAACUAAGAUUAAAGAAGGGAUAGCACCUAGAGGAUUAGCUUGUAAUCGAGGUUGUUCUAUACAUUUCAAGGGCAUGAUGGAAGUGAAUGUCCUACAAAGGGGUUGUCUUAGAGAAAGCCACCUAAGGUCCACUUCAGACAAUGAUUUGCACAGAGAAAAGUUCUCCAUGAUGUGUUAUGCAUCAGUGUCUAGUACUAAUGAGAUGCAGUUGAGAUCAUUAGAUUCUUAUUUUGAAAAACUUCAAGAUGAUGCAAAACUGCCUCCGGAUAAUUCAAACAACACCAAGGAACUACAUAGUAGAAAUAGUCAGUUCAGAUCAAAGAAGGAAUUGGAUUCUCUCGAAAUCUACCUUGGCAAACUUAGAAAAGGAGCAAACUCAGAAAAUUACCCUUCAUCUACUUCCAUUGAAAACACUGCCAAAGGAAAUCAAGCAGAAAAACCGUUGUCUAUCACCAAAAAUUCUAGAAGAGAUGAUGAAGAGGAACAAAAGAGUUACAUGGAACUAAGGAGAAGAAACAGUGGUAUUAGCCUUGAAAGGUCUCAAGAUUUACGGCAGUAUGACUAUGAUGAAACAUCCAAUCUCUACUUAAUAAGUUUAUUGGUUUCUAUAGACAUUGCGGUUUUCCUGUUUGAAAUAGCAAGUCCGAUAAGGAACUCUGACUUAGAGCUCCUUUCUCUUCCAUUACUAUAUGGAGCAAAGAUAAACCAAUUGAUCUUGGUUGGAGAAUGGUGGCGGCUACUGACGCCCAUGUUUCUGCACUCAGGAUUUUUUCACAUGGCUCUUGGUUGUUGGGGGCUUCUUACAUUUGGUCCUCAAGUUUGUAAAGGCUAUGGUUCUUUUACAUUUUUCUUGAUCUAUAUACUUGGAGGAAUUUCUGGCAACUUGACAAGCUUUCUUCACACAGCAGAGCCAACGGUUGGUGGGACAGGACCGGUAUAUGCCAUAAUAGGAGCAUGGCUCAUUUAUCAAGUCCAAAACAAAGACGUUAUUGCAAAGGAUCUUUCGGAUAGUAUGUUCCAGAAGGCAAUAAUUAUAACGCUCCUUGGCUUCGCAUUAAGCAAUUUCGGUCGAAUUGAUGACUGGACACACUUUGGAGCAGCUUUUACUGGAACAGCAUAUGGCUUUUUCACAUGCCCAACACUUCAGUUGGAUGAUGCAUCUUCAAGAACUGGUCAAGAAGAAGGAAUCACACUUGUUAAGCGAUAUGCUGAUCCUUGUAAAUCACUUAUUUUCUUCACCAUCUUCAUUAUUGUUUUAAGCUCUUUACUCUUUUUUAUUGAACCUCCUCUAAACGCCGUAGCGUCUGAGAACUUCGCAUAGAUGUGCAGAAUAGGAUGCAAUAUGGCAGUAGUGUUUCUAAAUUCAUGUAGCAUGGACUUGAAUAAUAGGUCUUUCUUCUUUUCAUUUCUUA
Molecule: messenger RNA, 2830 nt
Organism: Quercus lobata
Lineage: Eukaryota; Viridiplantae; Streptophyta; Magnoliopsida; Fagales; Fagaceae
Product: Rhomboid-related intramembrane serine protease family protein
Exons: 7
Coding region: 1237-2739 (500 amino acids)
Cellular component (GO): membrane
Molecular function (GO): serine-type endopeptidase activity
Source: RefSeq, a predicted model, not a curated record